Molecule: messenger RNA, 2020 nt
Organism: Misgurnus anguillicaudatus (oriental weatherfish)
Lineage: Eukaryota; Metazoa; Chordata; Actinopteri; Cypriniformes; Cobitidae
Gene: cybb
Product: cytochrome b-245, beta polypeptide (chronic granulomatous disease)
Biological process (GO): superoxide anion generation; defense response
Cellular component (GO): plasma membrane; NADPH oxidase complex
Molecular function (GO): superoxide-generating NAD(P)H oxidase activity
Source: RefSeq, a predicted model, not a curated record
GAGAUUUCCUGACCUGCUUCACUUCUUUAUAUAUCAAAUCCUUUUUGUCUUGUGGCUUUUUCAAACUUUUGCUGUCUUCGACCACUCACUAAUUCUCUCUUUAUACACGGAGAAUCAUGGGAAACUUUGCUGCAAAUGAAGGACUUUCUAUUUUUGUUAUUUUGGUAUGGCUCGGCAUCAAUGCGUUUCUCUUUGUGCAUUUUUAUAUGGCAUUUUUGGUUGACAGAUAUUACUACACUAGAGUCAUCCUUGGGCAUGCUCUCUCGUGGGCCAGAGCUCCAGCUGCAUGUCUGAACUUUAACUGCCUGCUGAUCCUGCUACCUGUCUGCAGAAAUCUGCUCUCAUUCCUACGAGGAUCCAUACAGUGCUGUAGCCGAACUGCGGCUCGCCAGCUAGACAGAAACAUCACUUUUCAUAAACUCGUGGCCUACAUGAUUGCUUUUCAUACAGCGGUCCACAUCAUAGCUCACCUGUUUAACUUCGAGCGAUUCAUGGAUUCCCAGCUCAUGAUCAACGACAGCUAUCUGCCUUACGUUUUAUCUCAGAUUGGGAACAAUGACAACAGAUCUUACCUGAACCCCAUCAGAUCCAAUGAGACUAACCCAACAAUCGUUAUGUUUACAACCGCAGCAGGACUAACAGGGGUGGUCAUCACCUUGGCCCUCAUCCUCAUCAUCACUUCAUCUAUGGAGGUCAUCAGAAGGUCUUACUUUGAGGUGUUCUGGUUCACCCACCACCUGUUCAUUGUCUUUUUCAUUGGUUUGGUACUGCAUGGAAUUGGACGUAUUGUGCGAGGUCAGACUCUUGAGAGUAUGAAAGUUCAUGACCCGAUCGAAUGUAACAGCUACUUUGAGACCUGGGGUAAAAAUGGCACCCACUGCCCCCAACCAGAGUUUGCUGGAAACCCUCCAAUGACGUGGAAGUGGGUGGUCGGCCCCAUGUUUCUGUACGUUUGCGAGAGACUGGUGCGGUUUUACCGCUCGCAGCAGAAGGUGGUUAUUACUAAGGUAGUGAUGCACCCUUCAAAGACCCUUGAGCUGCAGAUGAAAAAGAAAGGCUUCAAAAUGGAGGUUGGUCAGUAUAUCUUCAUGCAGUGCCCAAAUAUCUCUCAUUUAGAGUGGCACCCCUUCACCCUGACCUCUGCCCCUGAGGAAGACCACUUCAGUGUGCACAUCCGAAUCGUAGGGGAUUGGACGCAAGCCCUCUACACGGCCUGUGGAGGAGACAAAAGUACGGUGUUGGAUGCCUGGACUUUACCAAAGAUGGCUGUGGAUGGUCCGUUCGGGACGGCCAGUGAAGAUGUAUUUCGUUAUGAGGUUGUAAUGCUGGUUGGUGCUGGGAUUGGAGUGACGCCCUUCGCUUCCGUUCUGAAGUCUGUUUGGUACAAGCACGUGCAAGAGAACCAAAACGUCUUCACAAAAAAGAUCUAUUUCUAUUGGCUUUGUCCAGAGACACAAGCGUUUGAGUGGUUUACAGACCUGCUGCAAAGUUUGGAAAGACAAAUGACAGAGAAAAACAUGAGCGAUUUCCUCAGUUGCAAUAUUUAUCUAACACGCUGGAAAGAAAAUGAGGCUGCCCAUCUCAGAGUUCAAUAUGAGGCUGAAGAUGACCCCAUUACCGGUCUUAAGGAGAAGACUCGGUACGGUAAACCCAACUGGGACAAUGAAUUUAGCACCAUUGCAACCCAACAUCCAGGUUCAAAAGUAGGAGUGUUUCUCUGUGGUCCAGCUGCUUUGGGUAAGGCUCUGGGAAAGCAAUGCCAUGAACACACCGAAUCUGGAACCAAGUUUAUUUUCAACAAAGAAAACUUCUGAUCUGCUUCAGUAAUAAUCAGAAGCCAUGCACGAAUUAUGGAUGUUUUCAUUUCUUUGACCUGGUUGUGUGCAUAAUGCAAAAACAAAAGUAACUGAUUUACAUUUACUUCUCAGAUGUAAUUUUUCAGUUAAGAUGUGAAAGUACCCUGGUUUCCAAACCUUCUUCCUCUUUCUCAAUUAUAAACUGAAUAAACCUUUUGAAAUAC